This is a messenger RNA of Thrips palmi, 1187 nucleotides long. Its product is annotated as predicted GPI-anchored protein 58. NCBI's taxonomy places the organism in Eukaryota, Metazoa, Arthropoda, Insecta, Thysanoptera, Thripidae. The record is from RefSeq and is a predicted model, not a curated record. Bases 537 to 1097 code for a protein of 186 amino acids. The transcript has 3 exons.
UCUGGAGCUCAAAACGCGUCUGGAGUUUUGGCCGCCUCCACCGGUCUUCUGGCCCACUGUGGGGCUCGGAGAGGGGGGAGGGGCCCGGGACGGGCUUGGGGUUGAUAGCACCGACAACACCCGGCGCUGCGAGGACCCUGCCUGACCGUACUCCGGCACCGCCAGCACCGGGACCAAAACAGGCGAGUCCAAUAAGCGACGCGAUGGCGGCAACGACCGGGACCGAGGCACCGAGGAGCCGAAGGCACAGGGGUGAACGGACAGGAGGGCAUCCCGAACAUCCCGAAACGGCAAACGACACAGUGUGAUGGAGAGCCGAGCCUUGGCGAGGAGAAGGGUCUCCAGGCCAGGCCGCCACCGCCAACCCCGACACGGCACGUCGGCCACGCCCGCCACGCCCCACCAGGCCCACCAGGCCACGCGCAGCCACGGCCGCGGCGUCGUGCUGGAUCCUCCGGGCGGACUCCAGUCAGUCUCCGAGACGCACACCUCCAGCUCGCACGCCCCGCCGCCCCGGGCCCCACCGCAUCGCCGACAUGGCCAACGCCGCCGUCCUGCUCGCCUGCGCCCUGGCGCUGGCCUCCGCCUCAGCCCAGAGGCCGUCCCCCAUCACCGCUGACGAGGCCGGCCCGGGUCCCGCCGGCGUCGCCUCGCCUCAGCCAGUGCGUCGAGCUACGCCCUCUCCGGACGCCGCCGCCCCCGCCGCCCCUGCCGCCGCCGCCGCCCCCGCCCCGGAGCAGCAGCGCCCCGGGUGCUCCCUGGGGGGCUUCCACGCCGUGGGCGACUCCUGGCACACCAGCGGCCGCGACGGCUGCCUCAAGUACACCUGCCAGAAGAGCGGCGUGGCCAGCUCGCAGCCGUGCCCCCGCGUCCUGGCGCCGGAGGGCUGCUCCGUGAAGGAGGGCGACGUGGACGCCAUGUUCCCGGCCUGCUGCCCGCAGCGCGAGUGCAGCCCCGGCGUCCCCGUGCCGCCCGUCCCCGCCCCCGCCCCCGAAGCCUCCGGCGCGGUGCCCCUGCCGGCUGUCCUGUCCACCACCGCCGCCCCCAGCAGCAGCAGCAGCGAAGCGCCGAGCUCCACGACGCCGUCCUCGGCGUAGUAGCACCACCACUAGACCACCACCUCCGCAUGUCUGCUGCACCAUGUAUACCUGACUAAGUUAAUAAAUAAAGCGACCAACCAGCCCCUC